Messenger RNA from Blastomyces dermatitidis ER-3, 1257 nucleotides. RefSeq lists its product as uncharacterized. NCBI's taxonomy places the organism in Eukaryota, Fungi, Ascomycota, Eurotiomycetes, Onygenales, Ajellomycetaceae. The transcript has 3 exons. Bases 492 to 1028 code for a protein of 178 amino acids. The record is from RefSeq and is a predicted model, not a curated record.
CUUACGUGUAUCCUACCCGGCUACCUUGACUGGUACAUUUACAUGCUGAGCAUUUGUGAAAAUUCACUUUCGAAUCUUCAUAUACAGGAGUGUACGGUAGAAGCAGUGCAUGUUUGAUAAUUAUCAUUAUUCUUCUUACAACUUCCACGGUCGUACACACUUGUUCGCCCUAGCCAUACAAACAUCGACCCAUAAACAUCAUUCCAACCACGCAGGCCAAAUAUGGACGCUGCCACUUUAUACAAGCAGAAAUGCUCGCCAUAUACCCUUUGCUAAAACCGACUAGCUGGGGUAAAUGGCAAUGGAACGGGCCUGCUGGCUGGCAAGAAGAAGACGAGAAGACCGGUGAGGAGCCGGAUGUUUCGUCGACGGGGGGACGGGCCGAUGACCCUAAAGAUCCACAACAAAUCCAAGGCCCAACGACUUUCCCAUGGAUUUCCCGAUGGGCACAAGAAGUCAGAUGUCCAGAUACAUAGGUAAAAUCUUAUUAUAUGUCGGGCAAGGCCGAGCUAUCCGAUUCUACGACAUCCGUCGAAAAAGAUUCCCACCCCGAUGAUGAAGAGUUCGUCGAUCGGAGGUCUUCAAAAGGUAACCGAAACACUGCACCUGACUCUGCUGCCCUGGGCGAUGAUUCCCUUCCUAAAGGUGACUGGUUCAUCGCUCAAACACCUGCAGAGGAUGACACAGGGCUUACCUUGAUGGCGGCCAUUGAGCAAGGAUGCGGGAGUCUAAAUCCUUUGCAGGGCCUGGACUCAUUCUGCAUAUCCGAAGACAUUGAGAUGAUAGGCUGCGAACCAGUAGAAAUACUAGAGGAGGAGAAAGUGGACUGGGAAUGGUCAGGGGUUCCGAGUCCGUAUCCACGCAUCCAGCAACCUUUAGAGCCACCUCUCGAAACCAAACCUGAGCCCUACACAAUUUGGUUAGCUCCGAGAGCCCCGAUCCCGCCUCCGGUAUGGCAGACGAAGGAGCAGGAAGUUGAGGCUGUUAACUUCCUGCUCGCCAUUUCCAGAGAUCAUCCACAGCUGUGAGAAAUCCUGGUGGGGGUGUAUUUUAGCGAGGGUAGACACCCACGCGCACACCUCGGAUAUAACGAACAAGCUCAGGAAAUUCUCAAGGGCCAAAAUUGGGAGUGGAACUGGGCUUUGUAGGAUAUUCGCGAACAAUGUGCUGCUGAGGCGCCUGCUCUGUACACGAUACUCGGAGGACAGGAAGGGGAAUUCCUGGAGCCCAUUGCCGAGUCAAUCUUUGAUGGAAAUG